CCGAAAGCAAAGCGGACGUGAAGCGUCCACCAAGCUGGAAUAGCAGCGGCCGCAGCAACAGCUGGAACCUCCCAGAGACAUCUCCUCUUGAAAAAAAAUAUCUUAGAAGGAAGCUUCAAAGGAACCAUUCAACAGUGAAGAGGCUCCUGUUAAGACUGUUGUGUUCCCCACCCACUUUCCCCUCCUGCCCUUGAGGCCCAGAAGACCCACCCCCUCCAAGUCUAAAUGAAAUAUACUUUCAAGACUGCUGCAGGAGGCCCUUCUAGCCCACUGGGGAACUGAAAGAAGAAGGACCAGAGAAUGGCCCAUCUGUUUAUAAAAAUGAGUGCAUGCAUGAUGGCGGGUAUCUCUAGACCUUCACUGAUGGAUGAUCUCUGUGAAGCAAAUGGCGCUUUUGCCAUCAACUUAUUAAAACUGCUGGGUGAAAAGGACAACUUGCGAAACGUGUUCUUCUCUCCCCUGAGCCUCUCCUCUGCCCUGACCAUGGUCUUAAUGGGGGCCAAAGGAAACACUGCGGCGCAGAUGUCCCAGGCACUUUGUUUGAACAAAGGUGGAGAUAUUCACCAAGGAUUCCAGUCACUUCUCAUGGAAUUGAACAAAUCUGGCCCUCAGUGCUUGCUCAGAACUGCCAACAGACUCUUUGGGGAAAAGGCGUGUGAUUUCCUGCCAGCUUUUAAGGAAUCCUGCCAGAAGUUCUAUCAGGCAGACCUGGAGGAACUGUCCUUUUCUAAAGACACUGAAGAAUGCAGGAAACACAUAAAUGACUGGGUGACGGAGAAGACUGAAGGAAAGAUUUCAGAGAUACUGGGGGCUGGGGCAGUCGGCCCUCUGACUAAGCUGGUCCUCGUGAAUGCAAUCUAUUUCAAAGGAAAGUGGAAUGAGCAAUUUGACAGAAAGCACACAAGGGGAAUGACCUUUAAAACCAGCACGGAGAAGAAGACAGUGCAGAUGAUGUUUAAGGCAGCUCCAUUUAAAAUGGGGUAUGUGGAGGAGGCGCACGCCCAGGUCCUGGAGCUGCCCUACGUGGAGGGGGAGCUGAGCAUGCUCAUCUUACUGCCUGAUGACGACACAGACCUCGCUGUGGUGGAAAAGUCACUUACAUAUGAGAAGUUCAGAGCCUGGACAAAUCCAGAAAAGCUGACUAAGGGUAAAGUUCAAGUUUUUCUUCCCAGAUUAAAGCUGGAGGAGAGUUAUGACUUGGAGGCUUUUCUUCGAAGUUUAGGAAUGACUGAUGCUUUUGAGGAAGCCAAGGCCGACUUUUCUGGAAUGUUAGCCAAGAAGAACGUGCCCAUGUCCAAGGUCGUGCACAAGUGCUUUGUAGAGGUCAAUGAGGAGGGCACGGAGGCAGCUGCGGCCACUGCCGUGGUCACGAACUCCCAGUGCAGCAGAAUUGAACCAAGAUUUUGUGCAGACCACCCUUUCCUUUUCUUCAUCAGGUACCGUGAAACCAACAGCAUUUUGUUCUGCGGCAAGUUCUCUUCUCCAUAAAGAGCUGCAGUCGUCGUACAUCUAUCUGCCCACCCUGCCUUACUUCAGAUUCCCUGCGACCAAAGUGAUGCGGUGGUUUGAAUGCCAAAAUAAAGUGUAAUUAUGAUAACAGGACCCCCUCACAGAGUUGUUGAGAGGAUUUAAUAGGUUGAUAAAGAGGUUAGAGCAAUACCUGCUGUUGUAGUAGUACACAAUAUCAUUAUUAGACAAGAGUCAGUUGCAUUUUUAUGCAUCCAAAAAGCAAUAGUUAGAAAAUGUAAUUAAUUUUGCACUAAAAAUAUAAUGUUCUUAGGAAUGAUAAUUAACAAAAGAUAAGCAAGAUUGUUACAUUGAAAAUUAUAAAGUGCUAUUGACAGUCUUUAAUGAUGACCAAAAUAAAUGGACAUGUUUCCUAUCACGAAUAGACCUUGAGUUAAAAAUUGUCAGUUCUCCCCCACUUGUCCUAUUGAUGUAAUUCUAAUCCGAAUUCCAGCAAUGCUUCUACUUGACAAGUUUAUUUAAAAAUUUAUAUGAAUAAGCAAAGGGCCAAAACUUAUAACACAUUUCUAAAGAAAAAGAUCAAGUUGCAAAGCUCUGCUCUACUAGAUAUUGAAGCUUAUCAUAAAGCCCUGGUAAUACAGUGUGGUGUUUACACAGGGAUAGACAAACAGAUUAAUAGUACAGAAGAGCCCAGAAGCAUACUUAUUCAUAUAUGAAAUGUGAAAUAGAAAAGAACUGGUAUUAGAGGUCAAUAGGAAAAUGACAGCCCAAUACAGUGUGCUGGGAAAAAUUCCUUAUUUAAAAGAAGAAAACAGGGCUUCCCUGGUGGCGCAGUGGUUGAGAGUCCGCCUGCCGAUGCAGGGGACGCAGGUUCGUGCCCCGGUCCGGGAGGAUCCCACAUGCCGCGGAGCGGCUGGGUCCGUGAGCCACAACUACUGCUCCUGCGCGUCCGGAGCCUGUGCUCCGCUUGAAAACUGUGCUAUCUGUAUAUCUGAAAGGCAGAUUAAGCUCCACAGCUGCAAAUCUUUUGCAGAUUCUAAAAGAUUGAAUUGUUUGGAUGUCUCACCUAUUGACUGAUCCUCAGGACCUCUCAUACUAAGCAGCGUUAGAAAAACAAUCAUUUAUUUUAUCUUUUGGGUUUUCUCUCUUUUCCCUUAUCCCUAAUACUGAGCUCUGUGGGCUCCAAUUUCUAGGAUGCACCAUGCCUUCGCCAGCCCUCCCUCCUUUUUGCCCAGUAUUUUUUUCGGGAUUUACAGUCUUGGUCCCUGUGGUCCAUGUCAUACGUCAGACCGACCAGACUGCAGACGGCAUAGGUCUGCACACGGACCUCUGACUCUGCAGCUGUGGGGUGGUAGGGAGGCGGGACCCAGCAAGUCUAUGGCUUAGUGAGCAUAACACAGAAUGGACCUAAGACAGAAGGACAAAUACUAGCCCCCAGCACCUGCUGAACUUGAACUUCAGCCCUGAUUAGGGCUGCCUCAAUAACUGGGCAAAGUUGGAUUUGAAGGGAGAAGUGAUUGGUCUCACGGAUGUAGAGAAGGCAGUUGCUAGCAAUUCAGAAGUCACUAACUAGUUCUAAGACCUCAAACAAGGGACUUCACUUCUUUUGUGUUCCGAGUCUCCUCUUUUGUAACAUGAAGGGGUUCACCCAGCUGAUCCCUAAGUGGCCUCCAGACCUAAUGUUGUCUAACGAAUGUGUAGCACAAGGCUAUUUGGGGCCAUACGCCUGACUUUCUGCAUUGAGAUUUUUCAUUAAUUUGUAAGCUUUUGUUAUUUCAGAGAUGACUUUCGUUGUUAGAAAUCCGAGUUGGCUCUAGUGGGCUUGUUAUAUCGACACUUUUUUCAUUUCAGUUAAAGACUUUGAUGAUAGUUUCCAGUGAGAGCCCGGCAAAAUAAAAUCAUGUUUUCUGUUC
Physeter macrocephalus (sperm whale) is the source of this 3380-nucleotide messenger RNA. RefSeq names its product serpin B8. Bases 301 to 1488 code for a protein of 395 amino acids. Gene Ontology annotation, molecular function: serine-type endopeptidase inhibitor activity. Gene Ontology annotation, cellular component: cytoplasm. The record is from RefSeq and is a predicted model, not a curated record. Lineage: Eukaryota; Metazoa; Chordata; Mammalia; Artiodactyla; Physeteridae. The transcript is spliced from 8 exons.